AUGGAUGAUAGUGACUUGAAAUCGGAUUGUUCCUCCAACUCAUCUGGGUCUCUGGUGGUGAUCCAUACCGAAGAAUCAGCUUCAACAACAAAUUUGAAAAAUACAAAUGAUGAUAAUGAUUCAGAUGAUAAAGGGGAAGUUUCGAAAAAUUUAUCAGAGACAGACGCAGAGAUUGAUUCAGUAGAUCUGUGUGCAAUCUGUCUGGACCAGUUGCCUGAUGGGGGUCAGAAAAUUGCGAGAGAAACAAGAACGACACAAUAUUUGGCCAGAAUAAGGCCAUGCAGUCAUUUAUAUCAUGACUUCUGUAUUCAGGCAUGGGCUGAAAAGGCGAACACAUGCCCUAAAUGCAGAGGCAGAUUCAACACUAUUGAACUUAUAGCCGAUCAUAAAGUGACACGCAAAAUACAUGUGGAUGAUAAGUUAUUCCCUCUUGAAAUUGAUGAUAGUAUACCGCCGGAGUUUGUUGAUGAGUUAGAGGAUCUUCCGGAAUUUCAUCAUCAGCAUCUCCAGAAUCAACUUUGCUGUCUAUGCGACUGCACCACUAAUUCACCAUUUGUUAUUUGCAGCGAGUGCUCGUCAGGUUAUCAUCUCUCGUGCCUUGGAAUAUCCGAGUUUACUAGAUUUAAUUGUCCCAUAUGUGACUCCAUUCAGGAUCUUAAUUCAGUUGUUGCUAUGGAUCGUUCAUCAUCUUCGUCUUCAUCUACUAGAGCCAAUAGAAGACAGCGGAGAAUUAUAUCUGGUAAUCGCCGUGCUGUUAGAAGAGCCAAUAAUAAUAACCUCAUGCAACAGCUACGUCAACAUAUUCGAAGUAGACGAUUCAACCAACUGGGAUUACCAAUUCCUGUCCGUCAAAAUGUCAACAGCGAGUUAAUCAGAAGAAGAGCGGGCCUCAAUUCUGCAGACGAUGACAUAGAUUAUGUUUCACUAGCUGAUAGCAAUAGAAAACGGGCCGAGAGCCUUCAUUUGAAAGAGUAUGUGGCUAAAGAAGAAAAUCAAAAGGAGAACAGUGAAGAAAAGCUUGCAUGGAAGAUUUUGGAUAAUCUUCGAAAUGGUAGAUCCGAACCUCAGACGUCCAGCAAAGAUGAGAAUCAUUCAAACGAUAAUGAGAAAAAGCUCAAACGACCAAAGCACAGAAAGCACAGCGUACAUGAGGAAGAUUCAAAGUCAACCGAGACUGAAAUAAAAGCAGAGAAAUUAAAGCAAGAUGUGCCCGCUAAGUUAACUGUUGAAGCGUUAAAUAAGCAUGAUAAAGAAUUAGAGCAGCAAGAAAUACAUAAUGCUGCUUUACAAAGACUCCGGAGGAAACAGAGGAAUACACCGCAAACAGGCAAACUAAACUACAACGAAAAAAUGAUUGUGCAGCGAAUACUAUUAAGACCAUAUCUGCGAAAACUCAAACUUCCUGCCGCAAAGUAUACUGAAGUUAACAAAUUUGUAUCACGGCAUCUUUAUAAAGAGAUUGAAUCAAAUCCACAAUAUUUAUAUAGAUUCAAUGCUUUACAUGAGAUUGCCGAGAGAGAGGGGGUUGAUUUCAAGAAUAAAAAGGCGGUUGACGAGGCGUUUAGUAAACAGGGAAUUGAUCAUUCACCUUGA
Messenger RNA from Brettanomyces bruxellensis, 1593 nucleotides. RefSeq lists its product as uncharacterized. Gene Ontology annotation, molecular function: zinc ion binding. The transcript has a single exon. The record is from RefSeq and is a predicted model, not a curated record. The coding region runs from base 1 to 1593 and encodes 530 amino acids. NCBI's taxonomy places the organism in Eukaryota, Fungi, Ascomycota, Pichiomycetes, Pichiales, Pichiaceae.